This is a messenger RNA of Arachis stenosperma, 489 nucleotides long. RefSeq lists its product as uncharacterized. Lineage: Eukaryota; Viridiplantae; Streptophyta; Magnoliopsida; Fabales; Fabaceae. The record is from RefSeq and is a predicted model, not a curated record. Bases 1 to 489 code for a protein of 162 amino acids. The transcript has a single exon.
AUGAGCCCCUUCCGCCUAGUAUACGGAAAAGCUUGCCACCUUCCUGUGGAGGUGGAACACAAGGCAUUCUGGGCAGUGAGGGAAAUCAACAUGGGAUUUGAGAAGGCCGAAGCUGAAAUGAAAAUGCAACUGCAAGAGUUAGAGAACCUUCGCUUAGAAGCAUACGAUAACUCCAAGCUAUACAAAGAAAAGAUGAAGGCUGUGCAUGAUAAGCACAUUAAAAGGAGAGAGUUCAGACCUAGGGAAUUAGUUCUCCUUUACAACUCAAGGUUGAGGCUCAUGCCAGGCAAGCUGAGAUCAAGGUGGGAAGGACCCUACAGAGUAGAGAAGGCAGAGCCAUAUAGAGUCUUCCACCUGAGCCAUCCUUCAAGUUCCAAUCUCAUCAAAGUCAAUGGACAUCGCUUAAAGCUGUAUCAUGGUGAGAAGAUGAAGGACAAUAAAGAGCUAGAGGUUUUCCUCUUGGAGGACCCGCCAACAGAAGCAGAUUAA